Westerdykella ornata is the source of this 802-nucleotide messenger RNA. RefSeq lists its product as uncharacterized. Lineage: Eukaryota; Fungi; Ascomycota; Dothideomycetes; Pleosporales; Sporormiaceae. The record is from RefSeq and is a predicted model, not a curated record. The transcript has 2 exons. Bases 139 to 636 code for a protein of 165 amino acids.
GUUAUUGCUGGUGAUGCUGAUGCCCUUGGUUGAACAAGAGCGAGAGCGUCAGGCUUGUUGAAGAUCCAGCAGUCGCUGACACCGCCCGUAUAAGUGUGGGUGAAACUGCGCCUCCACGUCGCGAUCGAUAGAUACUGUAUGGUCGGAGAAACCCGCUCCCAAGACUCCCUGAUGAACGUUGGCGAGCCAAAGCGAUAUUUAUUGCGAGAUAUGCACUCUCGGCGGAAAGGGAGGGUCAACAAGCUGUCUCUGGCAGAUAGAUUUCGUCCGUUGGGUUGGGGAAAAGAAGGUCAAGGUUCUUAUAAACGCGGGCAGAGCCGUUCGAAGCACAUGUGCUGUCGUACACAAGUACCAGGGCGUUGCGCGGGCCAAUUUUCCACCGCGUCGGCGGCCGUCGUCAUCAAGAGGUGGGGAUACUAUAUCUACAUAUACUCGGUACCUAGGUAUGCAUCAUUAUUAUUUCAAUGGCAGCUGGCGCAUGAUCGCAUUUGCUCUUCAGCCGAGGCACCCAAUUGUCGCAGAAGGCCAUUGGCUGGAGAGGCGCGGCUGCUGUACCGUGUCGCGCGUCUGACCUCAGCACUCCCAGAAGAGCAGGCAACUCGGACGCAAAGAAGGGGCUGUGAAGUGUGGGGAUGAUACCUAUUAUGGACCUGUACGCGCAACUCGGCCGACAACACCCAUCAUCACUCUUGAGAGACGAAUCGCAAUCUCAUCAGAGAUGCGCCGGUGGAAAGAGCAACGGCUGGAUGUUACCCCGGUUCAAGUACUACCCUACAUUAAGCCAGGCCUGCUGCGUUUCUCU